Molecule: messenger RNA, 702 nt
Organism: Caenorhabditis remanei
Lineage: Eukaryota; Metazoa; Nematoda; Chromadorea; Rhabditida; Rhabditidae
Exons: 4
Coding region: 1-702 (233 amino acids)
Source: RefSeq, a predicted model, not a curated record
AUGGGCCUACGCAUAUCCUGUCUUGGUGGUUACCGUCCUCCAAAAACGACCAGUGCAAAAAAGAAGAAAAAAUUGAUAGAAAUGCGCGAAGAAUUGGAGAACAUGGAAUUUAAUAAAAAGGAAAUGAUAAUCUUUGAGAGAUUGGGAAUGGGGGAAAUAGUGCUGGAUUAUGCUUCGUUGGACGAGACAGAGGCUUACAAGAUAUGCGAGUUUUCACAUAUGGUCAAUAAGCCUUAUGAGACUAGUAGAAAGAAUAGAAUACGCUACAAAAGCCGGCAGAUAAUGGAUGGUAGAAUUUUGUUGGCCGAUUUGAAAAAACUAUGGAAAACAAUAAAACAAGAUUAUGAAAGGUUUUGUGUCAACUUCUCGGAGGAGGACGAACAAGAGGAUGUUUUGAAAUAUGAAUUUCCGGGAGUACUUGUUAAAUACCACUACUUGAUGGUCUACUUCCGUUUCUUCUUCCAAGACGUCUAUUGCACUCUUGCUAAGCAGCAAGAGAUUGCAAUACUAGCGUAUUCGGAGGCGGGUUUUUUCCGGAGACUGUUUGAGCAGACCGUCGAGAAGAUGGACGACUGUGAAGGAGAUUUCAUCGAUACAUAUCCAAAGUUUGUGGAGAAAAUGGAGGAGAGAAUCAGUCAGUUGGAGUUAUUUUAUACUGAAAAUGUUCUGGAGAUGCAUGACGCGGAUCAACGAGUUUUUUGA